AUGGCUUCAACCAUGUUCCAUGGUCGUUCUGACAGUUUACCCUCCAGACCACACCCUCUCAUGUCCCAGUUGGAUGAACACAUCUGCAGACUGAGGGCUUCUGAAGCUAUUUCUACUUCAUCGACAUCAAUUUCCCACAAGCUUGAUGGGCUUCAAGAUCUCCAUGACUGUGUCGAUAAAUUGCUUCUGUUGCCUCUGACUCAACAGGGAUUAGCCCAAGAGAACAAUCGCAAGUGGGUUGAUGAGUUACUUGAUGGAUCUCUCAGACUUCUUGAUGUUUGCAACUCUGCCAAGGAUGCAUUGUUGCAGACUAAGGAAUACACUCUGGAGCUUCAAUCCACCAUUCGCAGAAGACAAGGUGGCGAAAAUGGUCUUGCAAUUGAGAUUAAGAAAUAUCUGACCUCAAGGAAUAUGGCAAAGAAGGCUAUCAAAAAGGCCUUGACCAAUUUGAAGGGCUUAGAGAACAAAUGGUCUGUCUCUUGUAUUGACAGUGGAAAUGAGAUUGCAACUUUGGUUGCUUUGUUAAGAGAGGUUCAAGCAAUCACUCUUUGUGUGUUGAAAUCCUUCAUGUCCUUCAUCUCUGGGCCAAAGACGCAAUCCAAGUCAAGUCACUGGUCCUUGGUCUCCAAGCUAGUCCUCCAUAGAAGGAUAGCAUCUGAGGAAAAUGAAAUGGAGGAGAAUGAAUUUGUAAUGGCGGAUGCUGCAUUGGAAUCUCUUGUGGGAUGCAAGGCUGCUUGCAAAUAUGAGAAUUACAUGCUUAUGGAGAAUGUUCAAAAGCAUCUUAAGGAUUUGGAGAUGUGCAUUCAAGAUCUUGAAGAUGGAACUCAAAGCCUCUUCAGGCGUAUGAUCAAAACAAGAGUUUCCUUUCUUAAUAUUUUGAAUCAGUAA
Molecule: messenger RNA, 888 nt
Organism: Manihot esculenta (cassava)
Lineage: Eukaryota; Viridiplantae; Streptophyta; Magnoliopsida; Malpighiales; Euphorbiaceae
Exons: 1
Coding region: 1-888 (295 amino acids)
Biological process (GO): shoot system development; root development
Source: RefSeq, a predicted model, not a curated record